Messenger RNA from Rhea pennata, 2280 nucleotides. RefSeq names its product aryl hydrocarbon receptor repressor (gene AHRR). The coding region runs from base 7 to 2280 and encodes 757 amino acids. The transcript is spliced from 10 exons. Lineage: Eukaryota; Metazoa; Chordata; Aves; Rheiformes; Rheidae. Gene Ontology annotation, molecular function: nuclear receptor activity; transcription cis-regulatory region binding; protein dimerization activity. The record is from RefSeq and is a predicted model, not a curated record. Gene Ontology annotation, cellular component: nucleus; aryl hydrocarbon receptor complex. Gene Ontology annotation, biological process: xenobiotic metabolic process; regulation of transcription by RNA polymerase II; response to xenobiotic stimulus.
AAAACAAUGAUUCCUCCAGGGGAUUGCCUGUAUGCUGGGAGAAAAAGGAGGAAACCUAUUCAGAAACAAAGGCCUGCAGUUGGGAAUGAAAAAUCUAAUCCUUCAAAAAGACACAGGGACCGUCUGAACGCGGAACUGGACCAUCUGGCCAGCCUCCUGCCUUUUCCACCUGACAUUAUAUCGAAGCUGGACAAACUUUCUGUGUUGCGCCUUAGUGUCAGCUAUCUCCGAGUGAAAAGUUUCUUUCAAGCCAUUCAAGAAAAGCACUUUAAGAAGCAAAGUGAUCAAACAAUAAAAGAAGACAGUAUAUCUAACAAGACUGCUGUACAAGAAGGUGGACUUCUACUAGAAUCACUGAAUGGUUUUGCAUUGGUGGUGAGUGCAGAUGGAAUGAUAUUUUAUGCAUCAUCAACUAUUGUGGACUACCUAGGCUUUCAUCAGACUGAUGUAAUGCACCAAAACAUAUAUGAUUACAUUCAUGUGGAUGAUCGCCAGGAUUUCUGUAGACAACUACACUGGGCCAUGAACCCUCCCCAGAUGUUGUCUGGACAGCAAUUACAGACAGAAACAGGAGAAGAAUAUAUUCUCAGUAAAUUGUUUAAAGCACAAGAGAACAACAGCAUGACAACAGAUUAUUCUUCCUUCUUAACUCGUUGUUUCAUUUGUCGAGUUCGGUGCUUGUUGGACAGUACUUCUGGCUUCCUUACAAUGCAGUUUCAAGGCAAACUAAAGUUUCUUUUUGGACAAAGGAAGAAGUCCUCAUCAGGAACAGUAUUACCACCUCAGUUGUCCUUAUUCUGCAUAGUGGUACCACUUCUUCCUUCUGUGACAGAGAUGAAGAUGAAAAGCCUGCUUGUGAAAGCAAAAUACAAAGCUGAUGAUGCAGCAGGAGUAAAUACAAACUGCAGUUCAAAAGCUAAUUCAGGCUUAUGUGAAGCAGCAGAAUUAUAUGGAAGAAACAGUCAUCAUGAAGGUGCAGCUUUCCCUAAUGUAUUACAGAGUGCUGAAAACCAAAUGAAAGCAAGGAAUAAUAGAGAAAAUGGCAUUUCUCUAGUCAAAGUACAAACAAAUGAAGAUCACUGGGUCUGGGUUCAAGCUAACACUCAGCUUCUGUAUCAAAGUGGUUGUUCAGAGUAUAUCCUUGCCCAGCAGCAAAUGUUGAAGGAAGAAGAUAAACAACUGAAGAUACCAAGCAGUUUUGCCAGUUUGAAAGGAAACCUGGAAGGACUUUCUUACAACAGUGCCAUUGAAACUCUGGGCCAAUUGAAGCAUCUUAACUGGACAGCAGUAAAAAAUGAACAAGAUAAUAUAAAAGUGAAGUUUGAACCUAAUACAAAUGGUGAGUGCUUUAUGCUAGAGGAACCUCCCAGUUCUAAUACUUCAGUUUUAGGUUUUCAAAACAACUGCACCACAAACAGCAGUUGGACUCUAAGAAACUCAAACUCUUCUUCUAUAAAUCAACGAAUGAAUACAUGUUCAAGCAGAAGAGUUGGAUCAUUCUAUAACAGAGACCAAAGUUUCUUAAGUUUCACAUCAACUUGCCCUUCCUACUGGGGGAGUGCAGAAAGCUGCCAGUCUUACUCAGGCUUACAACAACGAUUUGUGGAGAACAGUCCUACAGAUCAUCUGAAAUUACAGAGAUCAUUAAUACCCUCAGAAUCUCCCUGUGAUGCAGUGUUUCCAUUGGAUACACCUAUCAAAACAGAGUACAAUUCUGAUUCUGAAAACAUUGCUGGUAACUACUUGACAUCGCAAAAUCGAGCCUGGUUGGAUGAGAAUGGCACAGUGGGAAAGCAGCUGUUUAGUUAUCCCAAUAUAGUACACCUUAAAACAGAACCGGACCUCCGUGAGCAAGUUUCACCUUGUCAGAAACCAAGGCACUGUGUUUAUACACCACAUAAUUGGCAAUGCAUUGUAACAAAUCAUCCCAGCAACCUAAAUCUGAACAGAUCUUGCAAGGGCUUAUGGAGCAAGGAGAUGGCUCCAUUUUGCCCUCCAAGCUCGGCAUGUUUGGAAAGCUUGCCUGACUUACCACAUACCGAAUGCUACAAUCAGUUCUAUAGCACAAAUUCAGUGGAAGAGAAAGAGCAGAAUAAUGAGAUUUUUAAAAUGCAAUGCGAAUUCAAAAAUCCCUGCUUGGUUCAAGCAAUCAAGCGUGAGCCCCUGGAUUCUCCACCAUUGUCCAAUAAUGGACAGAAUCGAGUACAUAUGAGUUUCUCUGAAAAUACAUUAGCAGGUGCUGUACCUCAUAGAACAACUGAAUGUACAUUUUUACAGUAG